ACACAGCACACGCAUUGCUGGACUACACACUGUUGGCGGUGCUUGCCUUGUAGUAGCAUACUAUAAAUUUGUGCUCCCACAAAUCAAGUGAGAUAAAAUACCUCCUUAAUUUUUGUGUGUUGAAUCUAUAGAAAAGAAGAUACACCAUAGCAUGGAUUGGAAUGGUAACCUUCGAAUGCCUUUUGUUCCUCGACCUCCAGAUACCUCCAACUUCAACUUUCUCUACAAUUGCACCUUCGACCACUUCCCUGUGGGGGUAGAAAUGAAGCAACAUGCGAUGAUGGAGAAGAACAUGAAUCAGUUGAUGGUGGAUCCGAAGAAGAAGCGGUUGAGCAACGAGCAGCUGGAGUUGCUGGAAAACAGCUUCCAAGAGGAGAUUAAGCUGGAUCCGGACCGGAAGAUGAAGCUCGCCAAGGAGCUAGGGCUGCAGCCGCGCCAGAUCGCGGUCUGGUUCCAGAACCGCAGGGCUCGCUGGAAGGGCAAGCAGCUCGAGCGCUUGUACGACGCGCUUAAACAGGAGUACGACGCUGUUUCUAGGGAUAAGCACAAGCUGCAACAGGAGGUUAUGGCACUAAGGGCCAUUCUCAAGGAACAAGUGGCAAAAAAACAAGUAUCAACCGGCUACACAGACGUUUCUGGAGAAGAAACGGUGGAAAGCACGUCAAUUCCAAGCUUAGAGAAGCAAAAUCCGGUGGUGGUGGAGGGGGAGGGGAUGACGGCGGGGACUAGCCUCCACCAGAUGGCAGAGUGCAACUACAUGGAGGAGUACAAUAAUACAGUGAUGAUACCUCCCUACUGGGCUACCUCUAUGCCCUCUUGUCCUUGAAUAAACUCAAUUACUGCUGCACCUUAAUGACUUGUUGUUUGUAUAUCUUAAUUUAAUUCUCCCUUUUCAAACUUAACAUGUUAUGCUAAUGCUAAGACUAGGUCGACCUAGGUGCUUUUUAGGGUGAGGUUUAGCUCCACUAGCAGAGUUAACUAGUUUGUUUAUCUGUUUAGUUGGUAGUUGAGGCUCUUCAGAUUUAUUCUCGUGUGGUAUUUCAUAUUUGGUAUUACUUCUCGUAUUUAAUUUCAUUACUGUGUAUCGUUGAAAUGAAAUAAUA
Messenger RNA from Salvia splendens (bonfire salvia), 1103 nucleotides. RefSeq names its product putative homeobox-leucine zipper protein ATHB-51. Lineage: Eukaryota; Viridiplantae; Streptophyta; Magnoliopsida; Lamiales; Lamiaceae. The coding region runs from base 152 to 826 and encodes 224 amino acids. The transcript has 3 exons. The record is from RefSeq and is a predicted model, not a curated record. Gene Ontology annotation, biological process: positive regulation of DNA-templated transcription. Gene Ontology annotation, molecular function: DNA-binding transcription factor activity, RNA polymerase II-specific; sequence-specific DNA binding. Gene Ontology annotation, cellular component: nucleus.